Molecule: messenger RNA, 1149 nt
Organism: Ostrinia nubilalis (European corn borer)
Lineage: Eukaryota; Metazoa; Arthropoda; Insecta; Lepidoptera; Crambidae
Gene: fbp
Product: fructose-1,6-bisphosphatase 1
Exons: 6
Coding region: 86-1096 (336 amino acids)
Biological process (GO): sucrose biosynthetic process; fructose metabolic process; fructose 1,6-bisphosphate metabolic process
Cellular component (GO): cytosol; cytoplasm
Molecular function (GO): fructose 1,6-bisphosphate 1-phosphatase activity
Source: RefSeq, a predicted model, not a curated record
CACAGAGCAACAGCUUUCAGUCCGCCGGCGUCUCCGAGCCGUAGCGCCGUCAUUCUUGUUUCAAUACUACAUUUACACGGUCAACAUGUCCCAGCAAGGCCCGGCCUUUGAUGUGAACGCGAUGACGCUCACCCGGUGGGUGCUGGCUCAACAAAGAACAGCACCAAGCGCCACUGGAGACCUGACGCAGCUUCUGAACUCCAUACAGACCGCCGUGAAGGCCAUACAGUCUGCUGUUAGGAAAGCCGGUAUCGCUAAACUACAUGGAAUCUCAGGCAACACAAACGUGCAGGGCGAAGAGGUCAAGAAGCUGGACGUGCUCUCCAACGACCUCUUCAUCAACAUGCUCAUGUCUUCCUUCACCACCUGCCUCCUCGUCUCUGAGGAGAACUCCUCUGUUAUUCAGGUAGAAACAGAGCGACGAGGCAAGUACGUGGUGUGCUUCGACCCGCUGGACGGGUCCUCCAACAUCGACUGCCUGGUCUCUGUGGGCUCCAUCUUCGCCAUCUACAAAAAGACAUCGGACGGCGAGCCAUCCGAAGCAGAUGCUCUGAAGCCCGGCAACCAGCUGGUAGCAGCAGGGUACGCGCUUUACGGCUCCGCGACUAUGAUGGUGCUAUCCCUGGGCAAGGGCAAGGGCGUCAACGGGUUUAUGUAUGACCCUUCUAUUGGAGAGUUCAUACUGACUGACCCCAACAUGAGGAUACCGGAGAAGGGGAAGAUCUACUCCUUAAAUGAAGGCUACGCGGCAGAAUGGGCUGACGGGCUCAAAAAGUACGUACAAGAGAAGAAGCAGCCAUCUACAGGCAAAGCAUACGGCGCGCGUUACGUGGGCUCCAUGGUUGCAGACGUGCACCGCACCAUCAAGUAUGGCGGCAUCUUCAUGUACCCCGCCACUAAGUCCGCGCCUAAUGGAAAGCUCCGUCUGCUCUACGAGUGCAACCCCAUGGCGUUCAUCGUGACAGAAGCCGGUGGUCUGGCCAGCAACGGAACCAUCCCGAUUCUGGAUAUAGUUCCCACUUCCAUCCACCAGCGCGCGCCAUGCUACCUGGGUUCCAAGAAAGAUGUGGAAGAACUGCUGAAGUUCUUGAACUGAUACGAUGUUAAACUAAGAUUUUGUGGUGCUGCAUUAAAAGACUGAUAUCUAAA